UUCCGCAAAGUCGAAAUCUACGAACGACGCCGACGAUAUCCAUCCAUCCCAUCGACCGCCGUCAAUCACCGCACAACAUGUCCGCCCCCGCAUCUCGCGCCCUAAGGCGCUGCGUCUGCGCCGUCCGCCCCGCGAUGGGAGUCCGCCCGGCCGUUGGAGGAGCACAGCUGAGGAUACAGCGGAGAUGGCAGUCUGAUGCCGCUGCGGCGCCUGCGAACCCCAAGAUUGCGACCAUCGUGGACCAGAUCAGCCAAUUGACUCUGCUCGAGACAGCAGACUUGGUCUCCACACUGAAGACCCGUCUCAACAUCCCCGACAUGCCCAUGGGUGGCUUCGCAGCUGCAGGUGGCGCAGGCCCUGCCGCCGCCGCACCUGUCGAAGAGGAAGAGGCCGCGCCCGCCGCCGCCGAGAAGACGCUCUUCAAUCUGAAGCUCGAGAAGUUCGACGCCGGGUCGAAGCCCAAGGUCAUCAAGGAGAUCAAGAGCAUGCUGGGCUUGUCGCUGGUAGACAGCAAGAAGUUCGUCGAGAGUGCGCCAAAGAUGAUGAAGGAGGGUGUGCCCAAGGAAGAGGCCGAGAAGAUUGUUGAGACGCUCAAGGCGCUCGGUGCGACGGCUGUCAUGGAGUAGAUAUCGAAUGAUAAGGAGUAUGGCAGGCAGCGCAGGGAAGGGAACACACUGUAUCAUAAAGAGCUGCGGCGUGUACAGAUAUGUAUGGCAUAUGACAUUGGUCACUUCUCGGGUGUAUUGAGUAGAUGUGCAGUACAAUAGACCGCGUGUAAACCAGUCGGGCGUUUGCG
This is a messenger RNA of Didymella exigua CBS 183.55, 796 nucleotides long. Its product is annotated as 54S ribosomal protein L12, mitochondrial precursor. The transcript has 2 exons. Gene Ontology annotation, biological process: translation. Lineage: Eukaryota; Fungi; Ascomycota; Dothideomycetes; Pleosporales; Didymellaceae. The coding region runs from base 78 to 626 and encodes 182 amino acids. The record is from RefSeq and is a predicted model, not a curated record. Gene Ontology annotation, molecular function: structural constituent of ribosome. Gene Ontology annotation, cellular component: ribosome.